CGAGAUGAAAUAUUUCAACAAAAACGAGCUAGUGCAAAUGAGAGACGACAGGAAAUAAUGAUGAGAAAUCGACCAUCCACAAUAGACAUUGCAAACCGAUUGAAAAAAGUAAAACUUGUUGUAUUGACGUUUCUACUAUGACAUUUGCUUUUCCCGUUUCAGAGAAGUAUUAAUUAUCGUCUUGGUCGAGGCUUUGGAAAUUAUAAUCGUGGUGGAAUGGGACGUUUCAAUGUUAAUCAACGACUUACUGGAACUUCAGGAGUAUUACAACGGGUUACUUUAGGAAGAGGACGACGUAUGGGUGGCAAUUUGUUUUCAUCACGAGGAGGAAAUCGCAACCCACGUAGAGCUGGACUAACAAUUGGUCGCGAACGAACUGGAUUACGCACCUUUCGUGGACGAUUUAGUCGUGGAUUCAAUAAUAAUAAUAAUUUACAAUCAAAUCAGAACAAUUCAAAACGAAAUGGCUUUCAAAGUGGGAGAGGUCGUGGUGCCUCGAUAAGAAGUUUUCGAGGUAAUCGUGGCAAUGGAAAUAAUUCUCGUGGUAAUUCAAAUCGUGGCGUGGGGAAUUUUCGUGGUCGAGGCAGAGGAGCUAAAAAUAAUGAAAAUCAAUCAAAAAACAACAACAAGAACAAUGAUAAUAAUACGUCUGUUACAAAGGAAAAAUUAGAUUCUGAUCUUGAUCGUUAUAUGUCACAAACAAAAAUUGAUAACAGUUUUGAUAUAUUAAAUUCAAAUGACUUUUUUGAUGUCCAGAUACCAUCAUCACAACAUCGUUCUUUUUCCACAGAAUCAAAAUAUGAAAUUGAUCCAAACGGUUAUGUACUAUUUUGUCCGUGUAUGGCUGCGCAAUUUCUUGGUUCACUAAUAUUUAUGCGUAUUCUCAAUCGUACACUAGUUUUACCACACUGGAUGAAAUAUCCAAGUGCUGGUGAAUCACUUCAGAUACCAUUCGAUCGUUAUUUUCAAGUGGAACAUGCAAUUAUUUCUUACAAAACCAGCCUAUUUAUAUGUGGCUGCGAUGAUGAUCAUAUGAUUGAACAAUUUGAGAAAAUAUUAGAAAAGAAAUAUGAUCUCAAAAUAGUAAAAUAUAAUGGUAAUGAGAAUGUAAAUGAAGGAGCUCAUAUUAAUCUUUAUAUUUUGGGUGUUGUUGCUAAUAAUACCAUUGUUAAUUGCCCAUCGACAUUUCCUGCAUUUGUUAAACGUAUGCGUGAUGUGAAUGGAAAACAAACAGCCUUUGGGCUAUAG
Didymodactylos carnosus is the source of this 1248-nucleotide messenger RNA. Lineage: Eukaryota; Metazoa; Rotifera; Eurotatoria; Philodinida; Philodinidae. The record is from the annotation of a GenBank genome assembly.